AUGUCAGCGCUUUCCACAUUGCUGGCGGUGCUGGCUUUGUGCCUUUUGUGUGGCACGAGCCGUUGCGCCGCCGCCGCCGCCGCCGAGUCCUCGCAGUCCCCUGCGUGGAAGCGGAGUCCCCUGCAAAAGUGGCUUGGCGCGGAAUGGUCGCAAAAGCAUGAGGCGCCACUUUACUGGUUCCUGCAGCAGCAGCACCACCACCGCCAGCCGCGGCAGCAAUAUAUACCCCUCGCAGACAAUUCAACAUCCCACCUGGCGGCCCCGCACACUCCGCGCCGAGUGCACGGGUCAGCGCACACCGCCCGCAUGGCAGGGGUUGCAGGGGCGGGUGCGUGGCCUCUAGAGUCGAACUACGGUCGCUACAUCAUUGUGAGACUCGGCAAACUCAGUCGGGGGGAGCGGCGGAAGGUGUGGUACGCCUUGAUGAAGCAUGGCCUGGAAGACAUCCACAUCAUUGACGAAUUGCACAUGCUCGUUUAUGUUGAUUCCCCGCGUGCCAACCGGCUUCGAAGAGCUGUUGAGGCCGCCGAUGACGGCGCGGCGCCGCCGCUGUCGCUUCUGACGGUGUUGGACGUCUACUCCACUUCCGCCGGGGCGCACCUCAAGCUCUCGCGUGUACUUCGCCGUUCCAUGAAUAGCUGUGGUGCCCUGCAUGGUGCUGCUGGUCGUGGUGGUGAAGAGGACUUUAAUCGACUGGCAGAGCACGGCUCCCGGUGGCGGUUGCCGCUGGACGUUCGUACGGCCGUGGGGAGAGAGGAGGUUGUGGAGGAGUCACUGCGAGGUGUGCUCCGGAAGGCGGCCGACGUGUCAGUGGGGUGUCGCUGGGACAUUGUUAGCUCGCCUGCUGGCAAGGGACACGUGCGAUGGGUGCUGGCACUUGCUUCACAGGGGCGACAAGACGGGGACGAGGAGGCGAGCCUCAUCUGUCGCUGCGCCGCCUUCAUCCACGCGGUAGUGCGGCACCCCGCGGUGCGGUGGAUGGAGGUGGCUGUUGAGCAGGUUGCCCCGCUCAACUUCCACGCGACUGCGCUCGUACAGCAUGGGGAGCAGGAUGAGGCGCAGCCGUUUCGUCCCUUCUGGGGCGGGGGGAUCAACGGCAGUGGGGAAUUGAUCGGGGUGGCGGAUAGCGGCGUCGACUUCGACAGCUGCUUCUUCCACGACCCCAAGGAGUCCGUGACGCUCUACCCAAAAGUGAACCAUCGCCACCGCAAGGUGGUGUCGUUUGUUCCGAGCGAUUUAUUCCCUGGCGAGGUGUUGAUUGGCGACAAAGAGCGAGGGCACGGCACGCACGUGGCGGGCACGGUGGCAGGGCACAUGCUCGGUAACGGGGAGAAUUCCAAGUACGACGGCGUCGCCAAAGGAGCGAAGCUCUUUUUCACGAGCCUUGGCGCCCGCAGCCAGUCCAUGCUGACGCUCCCGGUUGACAUCACGGAUGUGUUUCGGCCUGGCUAUAAGGAGGGGGCGCAUAUCUUCUCCAAUUCGUGGGGAUUUUUUGCCCCGGGCGAGUACACGGCGGUGGAAAAGAGCAUGGACUCCUUGGCAAGCCAGAUGGAGGAUGCCCUCAUCAUCUUUGCAGCCGGCAAUACCCCCAACUCCGGCUUGCUAACUCCUUGUCGAGCCAAGAACAUGAUUUGUAUUGGGGCGCACAAGAACAGUUUCGAUCGAUACGAGCAAAACAUCAUCGCGGGGUUUUCGUCUCCGGGGCCGACGUACGACCAUCGCGUGAAGCCCGAGCUUGUGACUCCGGGCGACAGCAUCAUUUCUGCCCUCUCUGACGGCAACAUUUCCACGCGACAGUGCACCGUCGUUAGCAUGCGGGGGACCUCCAUGGCAACUGCCGCCUUGGCGGGGUCGGCGGCGCUGAUGCGUCACCACCUCCGCAAGCUGGAGAACGUCUCCUCUCCGUCCGCCGCGUUGCUGAAGGCGUUGCUGAUUCACGCCACCGUGAAUUUGAAUAACUCGCGGAUGAGUGGGUUCGGCCGUCUUGACAUGUCUCUUUUUUUUACUCCAACUGGCAUUCGCGGGUGGUUCCGCGACAGAAAUUUUAUUGACCAUCACACUAGUAACGUGCACCAUUUUACCCUGGGGCCUGUGUCACCUGAAGUAGACGAAAUGGUGCGUGUGACACUUGCCUGGACGGACCUCGGGGCCGCGAUGGAGGGCUCGCUGAAGUCGUUGGUCAACGAUCUCGACGUGGUAGUGGUGGACUCCACAGGUGUCUUGCACUUUGCUGGCAGCAACAACACCCUCGACACCACGAAUGUCAUGGAGCAAAUUCGUUUGCCACCAUCCUGGGAAUUGGCCGCAGGAUUCCGCGUCUUGGUUUACGGCGGCAGCGUACACGCGGGGAUCAAACAGCCGUACGCCCUUGUGGUGUCUGGACCGAGUUUGAGGUACGUGGGCGAUGCGGACGUCAUGCCCAAUGUGAGGUGCGCCAACAACUGCAGUGGACACGGCGACUGCGUUGGGGGUGUCUGCAAGUGCCACGCCGGGUAUCGGUUUGUUGAUUGCUCUAUUUGCGACGAGGAAACCGUUUGUCAUGGGCAUGGGACGUGUGAGGCAAAGGAGCUGCGGUGCACCUGUGACAAUGAGCACUUUGCCGACGCAAACUGUUCCUCGUGCAAAUCGGGGUGGUACGGACCGUCGUGUUCUUCCGACUGCAAGUGUAGCAACAGGGGCAAGUGCGACGUGGUGACUGGCGAAUGCGCCUGUCCAAUGGACAAAAACGUGGGGUGGAUCGGGGUGUUUCGCGGGUCCAGCUUGCGAGUUUUGCUGUCAGGACUUUGCCGGCGAAAAUUGUAA
This is a messenger RNA of Trypanosoma conorhini, 2802 nucleotides long. Its product is annotated as putative subtilisin-like serine peptidase. The transcript has a single exon. Gene Ontology annotation, biological process: proteolysis. NCBI's taxonomy places the organism in Eukaryota, Euglenozoa, Kinetoplastea, Trypanosomatida, Trypanosomatidae. The record is from RefSeq and is a predicted model, not a curated record. Gene Ontology annotation, molecular function: serine-type endopeptidase activity. The coding region runs from base 1 to 2802 and encodes 933 amino acids.